AUGUCCACCCUUAAUCAUAAGUUAGAGCUUUUAACUAAAAAUGCUAACAAUAAAAGCAGAAGCUAUAAGAUAGAAUUUGUGGCUAAGCCACAAGUCAAUCCAAAGAAGCACUUUCUCCGGUCUCCAUUGAGCUCCAAAAUAGCUGCGAGCAAAUCGUAGUCCUUUGACAAUGUAUCGAUCGGCAGCCAAGCGGUUACUUCCGGCGUUUUACCGCCGGCACCAGAAUGCCAUAUCACAUGUUCGAAUCCUAGCAGCAAACCGUCACACUCGAUUUAUGACUUCAUCUGCCACCGGAAAUAUUCCUGAUCACAACCCUAUUCCUCCGCCUAUCUCGAAUCCGGCCGACUGUACGGCAUCAUCAUCUUGGAAGGAAGAAGAAAGGACACACUAUACGGAAACUGAUGAAAAAUUUAGCUCGAGAACAAAGCUGUCUAAAGCGCAUUACAAGGACGAAGAGGCUCGUGUACUCAGUGCCUCUCUUCCUCAUGUGAUUCGGUUUGGAUGGACUGAAACAGCCAUGAUUGCAAGUGCAAGGGAUGUUGGAGUGUCGCCUUCCAUUGUUGGAUCAUUUCCUCGGAAAGAAGCUGCUCUAGUGGAGUAUUUUAUGGAUGAGUGUUUGGAAGGACUCAUCGAUAUCAUUGAAUCAAGGAAGGAUCUGAAAAACUUGAUACCUAGUGAGCGAGUGGCAAAGCUUGUCAGAAUUCGCUUGGAAAUGCAGACCCCUUACAUAUCAAAAUGGGCCCAAGCUCUCAGUAUACAGGCUCAACCCUUGAAUGUCCCAACAAGCUUCAAGCAGCGUGCAAUGCUGGUUGAUGAGAUAUGGCAUGCUGUUGAUGAUGAUGCCAACGAAAUUGAUUGGUAUGUGAAGCGAACUGUUCUAGGUGGAAUAUACUCCACAGCAGAAUUAUACAUGUUGACAGAUAGCUCUCCAGAUUUUUGUGAUACAUGGGCAUUCUUGGAUGCACGAACAAAAGAUGCAUUUGAUCUGAAGAAGACUGCUCAAGAGGCACAACGUUUGGCUGAAGCAAUUGGUGCAGGAAUGGGAGGCUCUUUACAAGGUUUUAUAAAGAGUCUUCACGGGUUGAAUCAUGUUUGGAAUGGCUAAUAUGAUCUUACAGGCUUAGUGGUUCACAAAUAAAAGUCAUAAUGCGUGUCUAUCAGCAGAGAUGCCAAUUUAAAUUAGCGGAUCUCUGUGGGCAUUCGGUUGUCAUUUUGGCCAUAAAAUGUGCUUGUACAUGAUAAUAUUUUUAGAGAACAUUGUUACAAGCGGAAAGUUGUUUCACUUGUUUGUUUGCCUUUCCUGAACGUGCAUAACGAAAUCAUUAAUCUUUUCACAUACAGUAACUUUAAGGGCCCGAUUUGGACAUGCAAUAUGAAAUUAUUUGAUACGAAA
Messenger RNA from Capsicum annuum, 1393 nucleotides. Its product is annotated as ubiquinone biosynthesis protein COQ9-B, mitochondrial. Lineage: Eukaryota; Viridiplantae; Streptophyta; Magnoliopsida; Solanales; Solanaceae. The record is from RefSeq and is a predicted model, not a curated record. Gene Ontology annotation, molecular function: lipid binding. Gene Ontology annotation, cellular component: mitochondrial inner membrane. The transcript has 6 exons. Gene Ontology annotation, biological process: ubiquinone biosynthetic process. Bases 170 to 1105 code for a protein of 311 amino acids.